Molecule: messenger RNA, 1551 nt
Organism: Oryza brachyantha (malo sina)
Lineage: Eukaryota; Viridiplantae; Streptophyta; Magnoliopsida; Poales; Poaceae
Product: vesicle-associated membrane protein 722-like
Exons: 6
Coding region: 405-1064 (219 amino acids)
Biological process (GO): vesicle-mediated transport
Cellular component (GO): membrane
Source: RefSeq, a predicted model, not a curated record
AAGUUAAGAGUAGAAGAAUUUGUUGCAGAGAAACACGGAAGAUGUUUGUGCUUAUACCGAGACCGAGUCUAAUAUAAGGAAGGAAUAGACAAGUUAGGAAGGAAGGUCGUCCAAGAAAUUAAAACAAAACACAUAAAUUGACGCGGGCGGGAGACGACGACCAACGGAGAACUACUAGAGGAUGGACGGUUCUGAUCAAAAGUCAAAGCAUCUAGAACUUCAUUCUCUCCGUUGAUUACCACAGGGAAAGGGAGAGCAGCAACUGCGACGCGACGGCAGGCGUUUCAUUUUGAUUUGCUUCCAUCCUUCCUUGUUACCUUGGCCACAACGCCCAUAAGCACAACAAGGAGAAGGAGAAGACAGUAGAUCUCGAAGAAGAAGAAGAAGAAGAAGAAGAGGAAGAGAUGGGCGAGUCGAAGCUGAUAUACGCGAUGGUGGCUCGAGGGACGGUGGUGCUGGCGGAGCACGCGGCGUACGCCGGCAACUUCCGGGACAUCGCCGCCCAGUGCCUGCACAAGCUCCCCGCCGGCGACAACCGCCUCACCUACACCUGCGACGCCCACACCUUCAACUUCCUCAUCCACCAAGGCUACGCAUACUGCGUCGUUGCAACCGAGUCGACAGGACGGCAGAUACCUCUUGCGUUGCUAGAUAUGAUCAAGGACGAUUUCAACAAGAGGUAUGCAGGAGGAAAAGCAGCCACAGCUGCAGCCAACAGCCUCAGCCGAGAUUUCGGUCCAAAGCUUGGAGAGCAGAUGCAGUACUGCAUGGAUCACCCUGAGGAGGUGAGCAAGCUAGCCAAAGUGAAGGCUCAGGUCUCUGAAGUAAAAGGCAUCAUGAUGGAAAACAUUGAGAAGGCCAUUGAUCGCGGGCAGCAGAUCGACGUGCUUGUCACAAGGACAGAGCAACUCCAUGAUCAGGCUGCUGAUUUCAGGCAGCAAGGGACACGAGUGCGGCGCAAGAUGUGGUAUCAGAACAUGAAGAUCAAACUGAUCGUCCUGGGUAUCAUCAUCGCGCUCAUCCUCAUCAUAAUCCUCUCCGUUUGCCGCGGCUUCAAAUGCUAGCUGCUUGUUUGUUUCUUUCAUUUAAUUUUCACUCCACAUUGUUGUUGUAAAUCUGGUCUGGCACGGGAAAAUGAGUUACUACUACUAGUAGUAAAACAGAGUGUUAGUAAGACUAAUUGAAUCGAUUAUUAUUGGAGUAGAACUGCUUGCUUGCUUAGCGUCCAACCGGCGCCUCGUCGUCCGACGCCGACAUCAACCAGGACAUGUCCGUGAGCGGCGACAGGGCCUCGUCGACUUGUGCUGCUUCCGUUAUUCUGACUGCAUCAUCGGUGGGUGAAGGCGCACUGGGCCAUCCAAAGAGGAAGGCGGCCGGCCAUGUUGCCGCCCCGUGGGACCUGCCGGCUGCAGCUGCUGCUUGCGGAGAUUGGACUCGACUCGACGAUGCCAUAGCGCGCGAUGUCCGUCCGAAUUACACUCGAUCUGCUGCUCUCCGAUUCCGAGACGAUGGAGGCGGCUAGCUACUCAGUGGACCGAUUGGGCCCACUCA